AUGUCCACCUCGAACAAAACUUCCUCGCCACGUUCCGGAAAUGGCGCAACCCUGAUUACGGGCGCCUCGCGAGGAAUUGGUCGAUCACUUGCCGCCGAGUUCGCCCGCAACAAGCACGACUUGGUUUUAGUGGCCCGCAGCCGUAAUGAGUUGGAAAGUGUAGCCGAACAGUUGAGGAACGAGUUCGGUGUCCAGGCGACUGUGCUGGUUCACGAUCUAUCGCGACCGGAAUCGCCCCAAGCACUGUUCGAAGAAGUUACGGCCAAGGGAAUCGAAGUCGAGGUCCUGGUCAACAAUGCAGGCUUUGGCAACUGGGGAAGGUUCGCAACAACCGACCUGCCGACCGACGUCGAUCUGAUUGAAGUCAACAUUACAGCACUGACCCAAUUAAUGAAGCUGUUCCUGCAACCGAUGAUCGAUCGCGGGAGCGGUCGGGUGCUGAACGUGGCCUCGACCGGGGCAUUUCAGCCGGGCCCCAUGCUGGCCACGUACUACGCCAGCAAGGCUUACGUGCUCAGCCUUUCCGAGGCAGUCGCCUGCGAACUUCGCAAGACCGGCGUCACGCUCACGUGCCUUUGCCCGGGCGCAACAUCGACCAGUUUCAUGGAUCGGGCCAACAUGAAAAGUCUCCGCCUGUUUCGUUUUGGAUUGAUGGAUGCCGACACCGUGGCUCGCGUAGGCUAUCGUGGGACCAUGGCGGGUCGGGGGAUCGUGAUCCCGGGGAUCGCCAACCGAGUGCUGGCCUUUUCCGUCCGGUUCGCACCGCGGCGGUUCGCCGAUGCUCACUAUCGCUGGUGGAUCAUCGCCGGAUUGAUUCUGGUCUGUGUAGCCCUCUAUGGCCGCACGGUGCAGUACGACUUCAUCAGCUACGACGACCCUUCCUACAUCACACAGAAUCACCUCAUCCAACAAGGCCUUACCUCCGAAGGCAUUCGCAGCGCGUUCACCACUCCCCACUCCUACAACUGGCAUCCACUGACGACGCUCUCGCAUCUCCUCGAUUGCGAACUCUUCGGUGCAGAAGAGGCCGGCGGUCAUCACGGGGUCAAUCUGUUGUUUCAUGCCACAGCGACGGUUGUGCUGUUCGUCGUGCUGCAUCAGAUGACCGGAUCGCUGUGGCCCAGCGCUUUGGUGGCUGCAUUAUUCGCAGUCCAUCCGUUGGGAGUUGAAUCGGUCGCUUGGGUCUCCGAGAGAAAAAAUGUGCUUAGCACGUUCCUCUGGUUCGUGACCAUGGGGGCGUAUCUGCACUACGUGCGACUUCCGAACCUGAGUCGUUACCUUCUGGUCGUGGUCAGUCUUGCCCUGGGGAUGAUGGCCAAGCAGAUGCUGGUCACCCUGCCCUGCGUACUCCUGCUGAUCGACUAUUGGCCGCUCCGACGAAUUCGCUUCGAGGAAAACCCUCGCAAUCGAGUGCAGCCCCCACAGACAAGCCUGUCCUGGCUCAUCGCUGAAAAAGUUCCAUUCCUAGGAAUCAGCCUGGCUGGCAGCGCCUUGGUGCUGUGGGCGCAAGGACACACCCAGAUGUCGCUCGAUUCGUUACCGCUGAUGGCCCGCAUCGAGAACACACUCAUUUCGUACGUUGCCUACCUGGGACAAUUCAUCUGGCCGGUCAAUCUGCUGGUGUACUACCCGCUGCGAACCGCCAACAUGCCGCCGGAAGACAUGACCGGAGCACUCCUACCGCAAGCGGUGCUCAGUGCCCUGGUGCUGAUCGCCGUCUCGUUACUCUGCCUUCGAACGUGGCGAACGCGCCCGUACCUGAUCGUCGGAUGGUUAUGGUAUCUCGGCACACUGGUCCCGGUGAUAGGAAUCGUGCAGGUUGGCAAUCAAUCGAUGGCCGACCGCUAUACCUAUGUGCCGCUGGUCGGCAUUUACAUCAUGAUCGCCUGGACAGCGGCUGAGUUCGUCGCCCGUCGCGAGGUUGGCUACUGGAAAGAUUCCACCACACUGUUCACGUACGUGCUCGAAGUAAACGAAGCCAACGCUGUCGCGCAGCACGCAAUUGCCGAGUCUUUGUACGAGGACAAGAAGUUCGAACAGGCCGAACACCACAUUCGUCGGGCCAUUGAAUUGCGUCCCACCGAGCCGCGCCCUUAUGUCUCGCUGGGCUAUGUCUACUAUCGUCAGCGAAAAUUUGAACAAGCCCUGGAAACUUUCAACCGGGGAAUCGCAAUCGACCCUAGCAGUUCCUUCGCGUACAACGGUCGCGGAUUGGUCUUUCUCUCGGCAGGAGACUUCGCCAAAGCCCAGGCCGAUAUCCAGCGUGCGUUGGACCUUAACCCUCACAACGUGAAUGCCCUGCUCAACAUGCAAUUGGUCCUCGGGCAAUCGGCCUUGCAAGAUGGUAAUCUCGAUCAAGCCGAAACCCACUUUCGGAAAGCCGCCGAACUGGAUGACGAGGAGGAAACCGCGUGGGUAUUUCUCGGAAUGAUCGCCGCCACUCAGAGUCACACCGCAGAAGCCCUGCAGCACUACCGCCAGGCGCUGAAUCAAAACCCCGAUUCGAUCGAGGCCAACAUCAAUCUGGCCAACUUGCUGAUCACCGCCCCCGACAUGGCAAUGCGAAACCCGGCCGAGGCCAUACGCUUCGCCGAUCAUGCGUGCCAGGAAACCAACUACAACCGUCCCGAUUUACUCAACACCCUGGCUGCAGCGUACUACUCCGCGGGCCGAAAUGAAGAGGCAGUUCAGGUGGCCGAGCAUGCCUUGAAACUCCCCGGGCUCACCCCAGCGUUGCGCGACCAGAUGACUCAGAAUCUGAAACUCUUCCGCGCACCGCCCUCGAAUGAGCAGCAGAGGUUGGCAUCGCCCAUCGGACAUACGCUGACUGGCUUGGCCAUAGGUCGCCUUACGCAACCACGCGACUUCCGCGACACCGUCGCUUGGCUGGCGUUUGCCGUUGUGGUCUCGAAUGCACCAGACCUCGACUUCAUCGCCGGCAUUGCGGGCGGGGGUGGAAUCAAUUCGGUCCACCGAGGCCCAAGCCAUUCUAUCUUGGCCGGGGUGGUCUUCUCCUUCGCCAUCGCGUUUGCUCUGGGACACUACUGGAAGCACCGGCAACGAUUGUUCUGGACCUCGCUGACACUCUACGGUUCGCACUUGUUUCUCGACAUGUGCACCCACACAGGCAUUCCCCUGCUGUGGCCAUUUUCCAGCGAGCUGUACAGCUUGCCCGUGUCCAUCUUGGUGGGCAUCGAUCACGGGACCCCCGCCUCUACGGUCGACCACUUCGUCUGGAGUAUCGCUUCGCUAAGAAACCUGGGACCGCUGCUACUCGAGCUCUUGCUGUUUGUCCCUCUGUUCCUGAUCGUCGUUCGAUUACGAGGUUCGGGAUUACCGCGAGAACCAGAUUCGCAAAACACCCUGUCCAGAAAAGACCCUACACCACCCGAGCUUGAUCCCACAGAAUCGCCCAGAGCCGUGAACCAAGCAUCGCCUGGCAAAGUCGAACACGAAUUGAACCCGAAAGACGACAUGAACCUCGAACAACUUCGCGAUCAAGUCAAUCUGCUCCAGCGCCAAGCGAAGUGGACCCAAAUCGCCCUACUAGCGGCCAUCGCCCUCAUCCCUUUGAUCGUGAUCCUGGUGCGAAACUUCUACGGAAGUUCGAUCAGCGCCGAGCAGUUUGUGCUUCACGAUGCAACCGGAACGCCCAGGGCGGCGCUGGUGCUCUACGAAGGCGUCGAGCCGUAUCUGAUCUUCUUCGGCAACGAGGGAGAAGACCGGGCCGUGAUCGGGGUGGACCGAGACGGCAAGCCCUUGAUGGGUCUGCUGGACAAGGACGAAGUGACGCGGGCAGCCAUUCGCUUGGAUCAGGACGAUUUACCAAUCCUCUCCUUGAUUGGACACGAUUCUCGCAACAUCGUCCUCCAAAUCGAUAACGACGGGACGAAGUCGUCUCGCGAAAAUUCAUUUGCGCGAACUCGUCGAUGCCGAAUUGAGACCCUCGAGGAAUUGGUCCCGCUCACUGCGGUACCCACGGGCACGAAUAUCCAGAUUCAAACCCAGAACCAGAACCUCGACCAGAACAAUCCCGAUGUGGCCAAAGACCCGGUCGGCGAUUUCGUAGUGGUGUGGGAACAAGUCACUUCCGCGGGUAAUCGCGAUAUCUUUGCGCGGCAGUUCUUUGCAACCGGAACUCCGAAAGGCGUCGAGUUCGCAGUUGCAACCACCACCCCAGAUCAGUAUUCCCCCCGGGUCGAUAUGGCGGGCGACGGAUCAUUCGUCGUGGUCUGGGAAGAAGUCGACACCGAUGGCGACACUGACAUUUAUUUCCGCCGGUUUAAUUCGGCGGGCAACGCCAUCUCGUUGCCCACAUUGGCCAACCCUGACGAUCUGGUCAAUCAAUCCGAUCCCGACAUCGCCGUCUUCCCCACAGGCACUUUUGUCAUCACCUGGACCAACGCCACCACGGGGACGAACUCCGACAUCCAAUUCCGCCGCUUCGUGUCGAACGGUUCGCCGCUCGAUGCGGCUGCCCGCAAUUUGGCGAAUACCGCGCAGAACGAAACCCAAGGUCGUAUCGCUGCGAACAAGGCGAUUAGCGCCGACCGAUUCAUGGUGGUCUGGACCGAAGCAACCACGCGAGGUGAUACCGAUGUGAUGCGCGACAUGCGAAGCAUCUUCACCGGCAAUACCAUCUCGGGGGCGGGUGUGGUAAGCGACAAUGCGGCCACCCAGAAUUUGAACCACUUCAACCCGUCGGUCGACCUCGAUGUGGUUGGCAACGCCGUGGUGACGUACGCUGAAGAAGUCGCCCUCACGAAUAACAAUCUGUACCUCCGCCGUUACAACAAUCUCGGUGUGGCCCAAACCACCGAUCGCCAAGUUGUCGAAGACCAGGCUGCCGUCGACACCAAGGUGAGUCAGGUCGGUAUCGCCGGCAAUAGCACGUUUGUGGUGACCUACGUCAUCGAGAAUGGUGACGACGGGACCAGCGAUCUCAGCUACCAGCGAUUCGCGGCCGACGGCUCAAAGUUCGCAGGCCCACAAGAAGUUCUGCUGCCUCCCCACGAUCCCGGGAAUCAAACCGUUCCUCAAAUCGCAAUGAACGGGCUGGGCGACUUUACAAUCGUGUGGCAAGACGAUGUAUUCCAGAGUGUGUUUGGCGAUCUGACCUUCGCCCGAAACUUCCGCACUCCUCUGGACACCAUUGGCCUCUACAACCCGGCCAGCGCGACCUUCUUCUUGCGGAACUCCAACACCACGGGCACCGCCGACAUUACGCCCUUCAACCUGGGCACAAUCGGCCCACCCCGCUGGUAUCCCAUAGCCGGCGACUGGGAUGGCGACGGCGUAACCACCAUCGGCGUAUACGAACCCACGGGGGCGACCUUCUUCCUGAAGAAUGCCAAUACCGUGGGUGUGGCAGAUAUCACAAUCAACUUCGGGUCGCCAAACUGGAUUCCGAUCGCCGGCGACUGGGACGGUGACGGCAUCGACACCAUUGGUGCCUACGAUCGUCAGUCGUCAACAUUCUUCCUCCGAAACUCCAACACCACGGGCGUGGCCGACAUCACGGCCAACUACGGACCGACGAACCUCACUUGGACACCGGUUGCGGGCGAUUGGAACGGCGAUGGAAUCGACACCAUCGGGCUGUACAACCCUCAGCGCGGGGUGCCCAGUGUGGGUCGUUUCUUGUUGCGGAACACCAAUACCUCCGGUCAAGCCGAUGUAGCCUUCAACUUCAACUCGCCGAAUCUUCAACCGGUGGUUGGUGACUGGAAUCGCAACGGCGUUGACACAAUCGGCACGUUCAAUCCCGCCACGGCGGUAGUUUCCUUGAGAAACACUAACGACGCCGGUGGUGCCGAUAUCGAAUUCACCUACGGUGCCACCGUUCCUCCGCUUACGGAAAGCUGGAUUCCCAUUGCAGGCGAUUGGAACGGUCCCGGUGCCGCGGGCUUGGUCACUUCGACUGCGGUUCCGUCGAGCGACGCGCCCGAAAGCUUACUCGAUGCGGCACAAUUAGAUUCCAUCGUCACCGAAGCCAUCCAACGAUGGGAAAUCGCCGGUCUGUCUGCUGAGCAGGUAGCCUUGCUGAACCAGGUUUCCAUCGUCGUGGCCGACUUGCCUGGCAACUACGUAGGACUCGCUGAAACCAAUAAAAUCACGCUCGACAGCGACGCCGCCGGGCAUGGUUGGUUCGUCGACCUCACGCCUGGCGAGGACGAAGAGUACACCGAAAUCGCCAGCGAGUUGGUCGCUCGAAGCGAUUCGGGAGCCGCCGGUCGCGUUGACUUGCUCACCACGGUAAGCCAUGAGUUCGGCCAUAUCCUCGGCCUCGACCACACGCACGAUGCUCCUUCGGACGUGAUGAUCGACACGCUCCUGCCCGGGAUCCGUCGACUCCCCGAUGCAGCCGCCAUCGAUCGUCUGCUGGGUUAG
Messenger RNA from Cladocopium goreaui, 6390 nucleotides. NCBI's taxonomy places the organism in Eukaryota, Dinophyceae, Suessiales, Symbiodiniaceae. The record is from the annotation of a GenBank genome assembly.